Molecule: messenger RNA, 591 nt
Organism: Striga asiatica
Lineage: Eukaryota; Viridiplantae; Streptophyta; Magnoliopsida; Lamiales; Orobanchaceae
Source: the annotation of a GenBank genome assembly
AUGGUUGAGGUCGCUUGGGAAGCUGCAUUGAGGGUUCGGAGAGCGGAUCAAGAACACCCGACAAUAGCGGGCAUCGACUGCCAUCAUUUUUGGCGGCUUGAACGAGAAGUAGCCGUCUUUCUUGGUUUUCCUCUCCAGCACAAAACUUGUCAUCGUGUUGUUGCAAACCAGCCUCACGAGUGCCCCUGCAUUACAAAAAUCGAACAACGAGAAAGACAAAACGAGUCCUUCGACGGCAAUCGGUCCAUUGGGAUGAGGAUUAUGGUGGCGUGGGUGGUUGCACCACUGGCGGAGGCGAUGUCGGUGGAUGAACAGCUGGCGGUGGCGAUGUUGGUGGAUGAACGGUUGGUGGUGGGGAUGUGGGUGGAUAAACAACUGGCGGCGGCGAUCUUGGUGGAUGAACAACUGGUGGUGGCAAUCUUGGUGGAUGAACAACUGGCGGCGGCGAUGUUGGUGGAUGAACGGCUGGAUGAGUGGUUGGCGGCGGCGAUGUUGGUGGAUGAACAAUUGGUGGUGGCGAUGUCGGUGGAUGAACGGCUGGUGGUGGGGAUGUUGGUGGAUGAACGGCUGGUGGUGGAGUUGGUGGUCUGA